Molecule: messenger RNA, 3355 nt
Organism: Acanthochromis polyacanthus (spiny chromis)
Lineage: Eukaryota; Metazoa; Chordata; Actinopteri; Pomacentridae
Gene: dmtf1
Product: cyclin D binding myb-like transcription factor 1
Exons: 15
Coding region: 1163-2869 (568 amino acids)
Biological process (GO): regulation of transcription by RNA polymerase II
Cellular component (GO): nucleus
Molecular function (GO): RNA polymerase II cis-regulatory region sequence-specific DNA binding; DNA-binding transcription factor activity, RNA polymerase II-specific
Source: RefSeq, a predicted model, not a curated record
UCAGAAGAAGCUUCGACUCUCCACAGAAGAGCAAGACGACUCGGACACUCCUCAGUUCUCCGUUGUCACUUUACCCAGACUUCCCGAGGCAACAAAAACUAGACUGUUAAUAUAUUUUCUGAUGUAUUUAGUGAUGGAACAAAGUGUUCUCGAAAAUGUCACAGUAAUUUAUUAUUUCAUAUCUUUAACGUUUUGACUGUAAGUUGGCAUUUCUGUUGUACCAGAUGACCUCGAGGUAACUCUGCAGGAAUCAAUGAGAUAAUAAACUUUAACAGAAGUUUAUGAUGCCUGCUGGUGCUGAAAUGUAGGUGGAGGUGGAGAGAACUAAACUUCAGUGACGUAUUUAACGUAUAGUUUUAGUAUUGGUUUGGGAGUUCCUUUGACAGCUGGUUUUAGACCAAGUUUUGACAGGUUUUGUACCAGUUUGGGACUUUGUUUGGACUUAUUUUAGACCGUUUCUAGUUUUAUACUGGCUUCAGAUUACUUUUAGGCUUUUUAUAAGAUGAUUUUGGGUGGUUUUAGACGUAGUUUAAGAUUGGUUUAGGACUGGUCUUGUAAUUGGUUUUAAAGUAGCUUUAGUCUUGGUUUGGGAGUUCCUUUUUGGAUCUGGUUUUAGACUAAGUUUUUAGGUAGAUUUUGGACUUUUUUAAGACAUUUUUUCUUCCUAGUUUUGUACCGGUUUGGACUUAUUUUAGACUGUUUCUGGUACAAUACUAACUUUAGGUUGAUUAUAAACUAAUUUUUAGUGGUUUUGGACUUGGUUUGAGGUUUGUUUUAUACUAGCUUAAGAUUGGUUUACAACGUAGUUUAGGAACGGCUUUCGGAUUGGUUUUAGUCUUGGUUUGGGAGUGCCUUUGGUGAUUGGUUUUAGGCUAAGUUUAGGCAGGUUUUGGACUUAUUUGAGACAGUUUCUUUAUGAUACUAACUCUAGGCUGAUUCUAAACUAAUUUUGAAUGAUUUUGAACUUGGUUUUAAGCUUGUUUAAGACUAUCUUAACAUUGGUUCACAAUGUGGUUUAGGACUGGUUUUAGAGUAGUUUUAGUCUUGCUCUGGGAGUUCCUUUUUGGAGCUGGUUUUAGACUAUGUUUAGAUAGAUUUUGGACUUCUUUUAGACAUUUUCUUGUCGUCAGUGUCGGAGAACGAUGAGAGUUUCGAGGUGACGAUGACGGCAACAGCAGACGGAGAUCUUUCAGAGGACGGGGUCGCCCAGAUCCAGGUAGAGAUUCUUCAAGAGGAUGAAGAUUCUCUGUCGCCCAAUCAGAAGACAGAAGUGUCUCCGGUCAGUCAGGCCUGGUUCACCACCAAAGAAGACAAAGACACUCUGGCUAACAAAGGUCAUAAAUGGAAACAAGGAAUGUGGUCUAAAGAGGAGAUCGACCUUCUGAUGAGCAACAUCGACCGAUAUGUGAAGAGUCGUGGUAUUGAAGAUCCUGCAGAGAUCAUUUUCGAGAUGUCCAAAGAAGAGAGGAAGGAUUUCUACCGAUCGGUGGCUUUGGGACUAAACCGGCCGCUGUUCGCCGUCUACAGAAGAGUUCUACGAAUGUACGACAACCGAAAUCAUGUUGGAAAGUACACUCCUGAUGAGAUAGAGAAGCUUAAAGCGCUGAGAGAGAAACAUGGGAACGACUGGGCGACUAUCGGAGCAGCUCUGGGUCGAAGUGCCUCGUCUGUCAAAGAUCGCUGCCGGCUGAUGAAGGACACCUGCAACACAGGUAAAUGGAGCGAGGAGGAGGAGCGGCGCCUCGCUGAAGUUGUGUACGAGAUGGCAGGCGUGUCACCAGGGUCAGCUGUCACCGGGGGUGUUUCCUGGGCGACCGUCGCCGACCAGGUUCGCACACGCUCAGAGAAACAGUGUCGGUCGAAGUGGCUGAACUACCUGAACUGGAAACACAGCGGAGGAACGGAGUGGACGAAGGAGGACGACCUGAACCUCAUACGAAGGAUAUCGGAGCUGGAGGUGGAGGAUGAGAAUGAGAUAAAGUGGGAGGACCUGGCUGGAGGGUGGAGCAGCGUCCGGUCGCCUCAGUGGCUGCGAUCGAAGUGGUGGAGCAUCAAGAGACAAGUGGCCAAUCACAAGGAGAUCCCAUUUAACGUCCUCCUAAAAGGUCUCCAGGAGUUAAUGGCGUCCUCACAGUCGACGUCCGGACCAGGAAGCCCCUCCUCCUCCUCGCUCCAGAUCCGACUCACCCGGCUGGACGAGAGAAGUGGCAGCCCUGCCCCCAGCUCUGUGGCGGCGCUGCAGAUUCCGGUUCAGAUCCCGCUGCAGAUCACACACCUCGCCUCAGAUUCUGCAGCAGCAGCUUCCAGCGACUCUGAAACCAUCACUCUGAACACUGGAGCUCUGCAGGCCUUCGAGAUCCUGCCGUCCUUCCACCUGCAGCCCACAGGGACUCCAGGAACGUACUACCUCCAGACUUCAUCCAAUCAGAGCCUUCCUCUCAGCUUGGCCAAUAACAGCACGGUUACCCUGACAACGGGCUCCUCUCCGUCGUCACACGAGCACAUCAUCCUGCACAGUCUGUCGACUGAAGGCCUCUGUUCCAGUGACGGCGUCAUCAUCCAGACCGUCACCUCUGACCCCGCCUCAUCAGACCCCCUCAGCCAGUCACAGCUGGUGGUGGAGGGGCAGAGCCAGGACGACCGCCUUGACGCCACCAGUCUCCUGGAGGGUUCGGAGGAUGUCGUCACGGAAACUCAGGAGCCAAUGACAGACGGUUUUACAGACAAGGGACUGAGUUCAACCUCUGUGGAGCCUCCAGUGGUGCAUUCUGGGAUCACAUCUGGAAGCGCCGUGCUGAUUGUGUCUCCUCCCAACAUCAGCAGCACACUGACAGAUCCUAUCUUGGAGAACCAGGACGGAUCCGACUGAGCUGGACUUUGAUGUGAGAAGUUCAGGAAGAAGAAGCUGCUUCCUGUUUCCUCGUCCCGCUGCGAGUUACAGAACUUUUUAAUGAACCCUGGAUUAAUGUGAACGUUGCUCCUCACGGUGGCACCAAAGAGACUCUGCAGGUCCGGAUGGAUUAAAGUUUGACCUGAAACACUUUAGAAACAUGAGCUGAGACGUAAAGAUGGACGACAGAUCAUGACUUUCUCCUUUGAAGCUACAAUAAUGUUCAAACCCGACCGAACGUCCGUUUUUACUUAGACUCUGACGUAUAAUUAUGUGAACAUGAAGAAGACUUCAGGCGGACUGACUCCUGCUGGUUACCAUGGAAAAAAUAAACUAUUUUAACUAGUUCUGUUUGUAUUUAAAUGAGGGUUGUGGGGAAGUUUGCUGCCCAGAACUCAUGGCGCACAAUAUUUAGUUCUCAAAGCUGCAUUCUGAUUUUAUAGGAAAAUAAAUAUUCCAACUCUA